Messenger RNA from Fukomys damarensis (Damara mole-rat), 3035 nucleotides. RefSeq names its product G kinase anchoring protein 1 (gene Gkap1). The coding region runs from base 146 to 1243 and encodes 365 amino acids. The transcript is spliced from 12 exons. Gene Ontology annotation, cellular component: Golgi apparatus. NCBI's taxonomy places the organism in Eukaryota, Metazoa, Chordata, Mammalia, Rodentia, Bathyergidae. The record is from RefSeq and is a predicted model, not a curated record. Gene Ontology annotation, biological process: signal transduction.
UGGAGUGACGACGGACGCGAUGUUUGUCGCUUUUCAGGUUUGAAGACGCCGCUGCCGGAGCUGGGUCUCGCCCGCCCCGGGUCUUCCUCUCUGUAGUUUCCAGAAUUACUUUUGACAGAAACAUUUGAAAGGAAAAAUCCAUACCAUGGCCUCAGCAGUUCUCAGUUCUGUUCCCACUACAGCCUCUCGUUUUGCCCUUUUACAAGUAGAUAGUGGCAGUGGUUCUGAUUCUGAACCUGGAAAAGGGAAAGGCCGGAAUACUGGAAAGUCUCAAACUGUGGGAAGCAAAUCAACUACAAAUGAGAAAAAGAGGGAAAAGAGAAGAAAAAAAAAAGAACAGCAACAGAGUGAAGCAAAUGAGCUUAGGAAUCUUGCUUUUAAGAAGAUUCCCCCAAAAUCCUCUCAUGCCAUUUGUAAUGCUCAUCAGGACCUUCCAUUGUCAAAUCCUGUGCAGAAGGAUUCACGAGAAGAAAACUGGCAAGAAUGGAGACAAAGAGAUGAACAGCUGACAUCUGAAAUGUUUGAAGCUGAUCUCGAGAAGGCAUUAUUGCUAAGUAAAUUAGAAUAUGAAGAGCACAAAAAGGAGUAUGAAAAUACUGAAAACGCUUCAACUCAGUCAAAGGUUAUGCAUAAAAAAGAUAAAAGAAAGAAUCAUCAAGGAAGAGACAAACCUCUCACGGUAUCACUAAAAGAUUUUCAAUCUGAAGAUAACAUUAGUAAAAAGACUGAGGAAUUGAGUUCUACUCAGACUUUAUCACAUGAUGGAGGAUUCUUCAAUAGAUUGGAAGAUGAUGUUCAUAAAAUUCUUAUUAGAGAAAAAAGAAGAGAUCAGCUUACAGAAUAUAAUGGAACAGAUAACUGUACAACUCAUGAACACAAGGAAGUGGCUCUUAAAGAUGGAAGAAUUGAAAGAUUAAAGUUGGAACUUGAAAGGAAAGAUGCUGAAAUCCAGAAGCUGAAAAAUGUGAUCACUCAGUGGGAGGCAAAGUAUAAAGAAGUAAAGGCGAGAAAUGCACAGUUGCUGAAAAUGCUUCAGGAAGGUGAAAUGAAAGAUAAAGCAGAAAUACUUCUGCAAGUUGAUGAAUCACAAAGUAUCAAGAAUGAGCUAACUGUACAGGUGACUUCACUUCAUGCUGCAUUAGAACAAGAAAGAUCUAAAGUGAAAGUAUUACAAGCAGAAUUAGCCAAGUACCAGGGUGGCAGAAAAGGAAAAAGAAACUCUGAAUCUGACCAGUGCAGGUGAUUACAUUAGCCUUUGAAGUCAACACAAAAAUUAAAUUUUCAGGGCUUUUCAAAAAAUGUAGAUAUUUAAAUGUUGUGCAGCUGCUAGACUAUGCAGUUUUGUUGAAGAAACAACAAGCAACUAGCUAAUAGUCUAUAAAUUUAUGUUUUUUGGUUUAAAAGUGAAAAGAAAAAUUAGAAUUCCAGUAGAACUUAAUGAUGAUGAUUGUUUACUCUCCAUACUUCUUGUCACUUUAGUUUGUCAUCAUUCAAUAAAAUGACUUUACUAUUCCUCCCAUGUUUGAUUUUUUUAAGUUCCAUAAACAGUGUGAAAACUUUAUUUUUGCUUUAUAGCUCAGUCAGUUAAUUGGAUUCUCUCAGUUCAGAUAUUUAUUUAGCAUUUUCUGUGCACAGUGCCUUACAGGACAGAUGAGAGAAACAUGGUUGAUAUCCUCAGGUAGCUUAUGCUUAGGGGAAAUAGAAGAUGGAAGAGGGUAAAGGAAAACAGGAGUGAAAAUAAUUAGCAUGUGUAUCAUAUUGUUUAGAAAUUGAGAUUUUUUUUUACAAAGUAUUUUUGGAAAUUUGUUGAAAAGCAUUACGGGAAGAAGGAAUGAAAUCUGGGCUGAGAGAUUUAAAGAACAAUCUACCCUGAGGACAGUAACUUGACACACUGAGAGUAGGAAGAGUACUGAUGUAUGAGAAAGGAUGAACGAGAGAUUUUUAUUAGUGUAGUCAGUUACUACUCAUUGCUUAUGAGACUUAGUUUUUUAAAAUAUAUUCAGUAAAAUACAAUUAUGAUGCAUUAAAAGAAGGUUAUCUUUGAGUGUGUAAUAACAAAGAUGAACACACAAAUUCUGGUCUUGGCUUCCAAAACCACCAUUAUAUGAAAGAUUCUACAUGUCGACCAUCAUAAAACAGAAAGAUCAUAAAAUUGUCAUCAUUGUUUAUAUGUCUAUCUUUUCCUGUGAUGGGUGAAUUAAUGUGGGGGAGAUGGAUAAAACUGAUUUUUGACAUAUUAAGUUGGAUUUCUUUUAGAGAAUCUAAAAGUAAGAGUCCAUGAAAUUGGAAAUAGAGAUCUAGUCCUUUGAGGAAAGGCUAGAGGAAUUAUGGGUUUGGAUUCUACCUACAGUUAGUAUAUGAGUAAUUGAGACACUCAAGGAUAAGUAUUUGAAGAGAAGUAUUGCUGAGGACAGACUUUGUGAAUAGAACACACACGCGUGCACACACACACACACACACACAGAGUGGUGAGAAAUGUGGGAGGCAAGGUUGUAAAGGUUGUACAGCGGUCUGAGGUUACAAACGUGACUUGGAUUUAACAGCUGCAGAACACUGAUGACAUUCAGAAUGGCUUGUGCAGUGGCACAGCAAGAUAUUGAGGAAAAGUUACAAUUCAUUAAGACUUGGCAGUUUAAGAAAGAAUCUUGGGCUGGGAAUGGAGCUCAGUGAUAGGGUACUUGCCUAGCACGUGAGAGACCCUGAUUUCCAUCCCCAGGGCUAAAAAGGGAAAGGGAUCUUGAGGUUCCCUAAAGGAGCUACAGAAUGAGUGAGGUUUGGUUGGUUUUUGUGUAGAACAAAAUAGGCCUUUAAAAUACUCACAAACACAGAAUAAACAGUUAAGAAAACAUAAAUGUAAAGAGGGAAAUAAGGGAUUGACUUCAGAGCCUACCAAUUAGUUGUUUACUUGCCAUCAUGUAAUUGGUUGCUUUACAACCAUCUCUAACUCAUAGUUUGACACUAAAUUAAGUUACUCUCUGUUCAUGAAAUUACGGCCCUUUGAAUAUGAUAAUUUUAAGAAUGUUUAAAGAGAAUGU